ACCGAGUUCGGAACAGUUUGCCAGAGGCUUCCCGUAAGCGUAACCCCUGGACACGCUUUUCGCUAUGUAAAUAUAACGCGCGUUCGUCACACUCGUUUCUCCUCAACUCGAGGACUGCCCUUGAAAAAAAAAACUCCUCGUCCUCUUCCAAAUUCAAAAACCGAAUGAAUGUUCAAAACCAGAGAGGAGAGUUGUAAAUGAAGGAGGGUUUUGAUUUUUGAUGAGAUGAAGAAGAAGAAUGUCGGAGGAGGAAGGGCAAGGCUCUCCAAACUCCAUCCCCAACCCUCCGCCAUGGCUCUCAGUUACCUCUGCCAGCCUACUGAUUCUGAAGCGCAACCAGAUUCCGGACCCGGUGGUACUAGGGUCAAUGAAGCUAGUAAUGAUGGUCAGUGUGGUACAGUAGCUGAAACCUGCACUGAUAGUGAUCAUAAUAGCCAAUGCCACGAGUUGGCUCCUAACACAACUGGCGAAACGGUUGUCCUCACAGAGCAUUCUUGUGGUUUGGAACCUCAGGAAAUAUGUGGGCCUGAAGAAUGUUUGGAAAUGGAUUGGACAGAAGCAGAAGUUUGUAUAAAAUGCGAUAAAGGUGGCAAGCUGUUGGUUUGUAGCGACAGUAACUGCCCUUUGGCUGUUCAUGACGAGUGCAUGCACUGUUCAGCUCGGUUUGACAGUAUGGGAAACUUCUACUGCCCUUAUUGUUCGUAUAAACGAGCUAUGUUGGAAACACGUAAAGCAAGGAAAAAAGCUAUGUUGGCGAAGAAAGCUUUAUCGGUUUUUCUGGAUAAAGGAAUGAUGAAUGGUGACCCACAGAAGAAUAAGGCAGAGAGAGAUUGGAGGAAAGAGGUGAAGGCAUCAAAAACUGUGGGAGAUACAAAAGCUGAUAAUAGGAGUAGGCUGGAUGCUGUUGAAGCGGACUACCAUUUCAUUCAAAUAGAGGAAGAUCAACGUGAAGAGACAUUUGAUGUCUAUAGAGGUGCCAAGGCAUCAGCUGUGAAUGAGCAAAAUGAUGUUGUGAGCAGAUGUAGUCAUAGUGCAAGACCGGGGGACGGCGCUCAGCAUAAAGUCAUGAUUGAAGAACAUAUGCAACAAGGGCCAAUUAUUGCAUGUGGCGGAGAUGGUACUUGUUGUACGGAAGAAGAGACGCGGCGUCAAUUUGAAAUUGUACAGGUUGAUAAAAGUGCUCAAGCAGAGCAUCCAAAACUAGUUGACCACCAAAAUGAGAGAUUGCUUCAAGAUAAGCAGCAACCUGACCCAUUGGGUGCUACCCUUGUAGAAAAAGAGACAGAAUUAGGUAGUGCAAUUCAUAUAUCAAGGGAAUUGGACAAUGCAGAUGUAGUUAAGGAGCAUGAAGGCAGCAGGCCAGAAGCAGAAGCCAUGCAAGAUCAAGAAAAAGGAGAUACAUUAUCCUCCAGUGGAGACGACUUCCAACAGGAUCCUGCAGAAGAUAGUGAUAUAUCGCAUGGAGACAAUGCAUAUGUAACGUAUGUUUCUCCACAGCAGAGGCAUAUUAAAAAGCAGAAUCAAAAUGGCAUACAGAGUCCAAGUGUUGACAGCCCAAGGAAGUCAGCAAGGAAGCUAACUAAAUCACAUGCAAAUGUGGUGCACAAAGAGAAAAAGAAUGCAACACCCAAAUCUAGGCUCACAAGCCCAACGCUUCCUCGUGCACGGCGUAAAAAACUACCAUGGACAGCUGACGAGGAAGAAAUGCUCAAGCUUUCUAAUGCUGCAGGAAGGAGUGCAAAAGUUCUCAACCAUGGUCAACAAAAAUCUCCCAUGGAGGAAAAUUUUGGAAUUUGGUCGUCAUGUUUUUGAUGGAACUCGCACCCCAGCCGACCUCAAGGACAAAUGGAGGAACAUUCUUGUCAAAGAAGGCUCAACAAGAUAGCUCAAGUAUACAUAGCAUAUGGCAGACUAAAAAUCAGUAGGUAAUCUGUAACACGUUUAGAAGGUCAAAAUCUUUUGUUCCUUUGUUCACGUUGGAGCUGCUUCUGCUGCAGUUUCCUAUAUGGGUUGGCUGAAGAGGAUCGAAACUAACAUCUGUACAGAGGAGGGUGUACUGGUAUAUAGAAACCGUCCUCUUUUUUGUGGUUUUUGUUGUUGCUUGAACUAUGUUUCUAACGAAUCGUGGAGGAAACGAGUUUACAGAGAAGGUAAAAUGAGCCAAUGAACUUGUUCUUGUACACAUGUUUUCUUUCAUUUUCCUGUUUUCUUUGUCAGUUUUCCAAAGUGAUAAUGAGGGUGGAUGUGCUUACCGGAUUAGCAUUUUCUAAGUUUUGCUAAUAGCGAAAACACUUGAUAGAAAGCAAGACAGUCAACACAGCCUGUAAAUCAUAUUGGGAUCAGCUCUUUCGCUGGCAUUUGGAUCGGUUGUUUCGCAUUUUAUGUACAUUGUUUAGUGUGCUCGGUUGAGGCUUUAUUUGGAUCGGCUUUUACUAA
Molecule: messenger RNA, 2436 nt
Organism: Rhododendron vialii
Lineage: Eukaryota; Viridiplantae; Streptophyta; Magnoliopsida; Ericales; Ericaceae
Exons: 4
Coding region: 226-1812 (528 amino acids)
Source: RefSeq, a predicted model, not a curated record